Molecule: messenger RNA, 2235 nt
Organism: Dichomitus squalens LYAD-421 SS1
Lineage: Eukaryota; Fungi; Basidiomycota; Agaricomycetes; Polyporales; Polyporaceae
Exons: 8
Coding region: 1-2052 (683 amino acids)
Biological process (GO): RNA export from nucleus; protein import into nucleus
Cellular component (GO): nuclear pore; nuclear pore central transport channel
Molecular function (GO): phospholipid binding; structural constituent of nuclear pore
Source: RefSeq, a predicted model, not a curated record
AUGAGCUUUUUUGGACAGGGGAACAAUAGCUCGACGACAGGAAACACAACUGGCAGCGGAUUCUUUGGCCAGCCGCCGGCCGGACAGGCAGGGCAGACCGGGACCACUGGUGGAAGCUUGUUUGGUGGUAGCUCAGCCUUUGGUGGUGCAAAUACCACUGGCAGUCUAUUUGGUGCAACGAACAACUCUACUAAUACAACUGCUCCCGGUGGUGGUCUUUUUGGCCAGACGAACACCACGGCGCCCGCCACGGGUGGAUCUCUCUUUGGUUCCACUGCGCCUGCCAGCAACACCCCUGCAUCCGGAGGGGGGCUUUUUGGCGCUUCAUCUGCAAACUCUGCUACGCCCGCCGCUGGAGGCGGAUUGUUUGGCUCCACCAACACAUCAGCAACACCCGCUGCUGGCUCGACCACAGGUGGAUUGUUUGGAGGUGGUGGGACCACUGGAACAAGUCUGUUCGGCAACAAUGCAUCGUCCGGUACGAGUGGAACGUCAGCAACGGGAGCAACAGGGAAUAGUCUCUUUGGAGGAGGGUCUACCGGAGCAGGGUUAUUUGGCGCGAAACCCGCCAAUCCUGCGCCGUCUAGCACUGCACCUGCGGCGGGCACGACGGGCACUCCCUCGCUAUUUGGAAACACUACAGGAUCUGCGCCCAGUAGUGGCUUAUUUGGCUCCACGGGGACGACGGGCUCGACGACGACACCUGCAGCAAGUGGAGGUUCGCUAUUCGGCAAUGCUGCGCCUUCUGGUGGGUUCUUUGGAAACAAGCCCGCAGCGCAGAUGGGGACAACUACAACGCCUGCUGCGCCUUCUGGUGGACUAUUCGGUACCUCGGCCGCCGGCGCGUCAACUGGCACUACUGGCAGCACGACAGCCCCGGCCGCGCCCUCCAAUAGUCUGUUCGGUCUGCCACCCAAACCUGCCGACCCACAGGGAACGACUGCAGCAACUGCUGCGGGUACUGCGGGUACGACUGGCACGACAGGAACGACCAGCGCCGCGUCAUCUGGGAAUCUGUUCAGUGGAAGUCUGUUCGGCGCAAAACCGGCUACGCCGGCAGCUGGUGCGACCGGCGCAACCGGAACGACCUCUGCACCUACUGGCUCUACAACGACAGGAACCACGGGAGCCACGACAACACCUUCACUCUUUAGUCUCGGUGGCAACAAGCCAGACGAGAAGAAGGACGAGAAGAAAGAUGGUGCUGCAGCUCCCGCACCAGUGUCGUCUUUCAAUCUCUUCGGAUCCAAGCCGGACGACAAGAAGCCCAGCUCAACCCCUGCAUCUGGAGCAUCUACGACCACGGCACCCACUCUAGGAAUCACGACCGCUACUGGUACUGCAGGCGGAUCAAUGUCAAAUGCGACCACAACAACGGCGGUGGCACCUCCUUCAGCAUUACGAGGGAAGAACGUCGAGGAGAUUGUCAACAAGUGGUCACAGGACCUUGAGACACAUGUUCGGGAAUUCAACAAGUUCGCUAGCGAAGUCCACGUUUGGGAUCGUGCCCUCAUUGAGAACGGCAACAACAUCCAACGCUUGUACACCAUCGUGCUCGCAGCAGAGCGAGAGCAAAACGACAUCGACCAAUCGCUCGACCACAUCGAGCAACAACAAAAAGACCUCGCUGCCACCCUUGACGCAUACGAGAAGUCAACCGAAGAGAUUUUAGGAGGACAGGGUGGCAACCUCCGGGCGCUCGAUACUGGGCCCGCAGACACUGAGCGCGACAAGAACUACAUGCUCGCAACGGAGCUGCACGGGCAUCUGGACGACCUCUCUGGCUCGCUUAUGCAGAUGAUCGAAUCCGUCAACGCGCUUUCGCUCCCUUCCAGCGGUGCCAAUGGCCAAGGCCAGGAUGGGGCCGAUGACCCCAUGGGCCAAAUCGCCCAGAUCCUCAGCAGUCACCUCGAGAGCUUGCAGUGGAUUGAUGGAGCGGUCCGCGAGCUUGACACGAAGAUCACGGACAUCGAGCGGGGCGUGAAGGCGAGGACGGGAGGGGGCAGCCUCCUAGGGUCAAGUACGAAGUCGAGGGGCUACGGCCUACGAUGAGCCCCUUCAGCGUCCAUCGUCAAGUGCCUUGCGCUUCCCUGAUCAUGCGGUGUAUGCUACUGUACGCUAUGACGAAUUCAACAGCGAUCUAGAAUCCUUUCUCCAUAGUCGCCGACGGGAGCCCGGGUCUGGAGCACGGAAAGAGUUCGUUCAAUUGGCUUGACGCAUCGCCGUUCACAUCCC